Electrophorus electricus (electric eel) is the source of this 985-nucleotide messenger RNA. The record is from RefSeq and is a predicted model, not a curated record. NCBI's taxonomy places the organism in Eukaryota, Metazoa, Chordata, Actinopteri, Gymnotiformes, Gymnotidae.
CAGACCACACAGACUACUGGAAGCUCAAGACGGAAACGAACUGAGCUCAACACAAGACCUUUUUGAAGAAGUAUCGUGUUCGUCGUCGUCCUCGUCACCCACUGCUUCACCUCAUGCAAUGACCGAGAAAGCCAUUUGUACCAGUUGUGGGAUUGAGAUAGUAGACAAAUACCUGCUCAAGGUAAAUGAUAUGUGCUGGCACGUGAGAUGCCUCUCGUGCAGUGUGUGCCAGACAUCACUUGGAAGACACAUUAGCUGCUACAUCAAAGAGAAGGAGAUUUUUUGUAAACUCGACUACUUCAGGAAAUAUGGGACACGUUGUGCUCACUGCGGCAGGAAUAUCCAUUCAAAUGACUGGGUUCGUAGAGCCAAAGGAAAUACCUACCACCUGGCUUGUUUUGCCUGCUUCUCCUGCAAGCGGCAGCUGUCCACUGGAGAAGAGUUUGCCCUUGUGGAAGAGAGGGUGUUGUGCCGUGUUCACUAUGACUGCAUGCUGGACAACCUGAAACGUGCCAUGGAAAAUGGAAAAGGAGUCAAUGUUGAAGGAGCUGUACCUUCUGAACAAGAGGUAAACCAGCCCAAGCCAGCCAAGAGAGCACGUACCAGCUUCACUGCUGACCAGUUACAGGUCAUGCAGGCUCAGUUUGCUCAGGACAACAAUCCAGAUGCUCAGACACUGCAGAAGCUAGCUGAAAGGACUGGCCUUAGCCGCAGGGUUAUUCAGGUUUGGUUCCAGAACUGCCGGGCCCGUCACAAGAAGCAUGUGAGUCCAAACCAUUCCUCUGCAGCCCCGGUGUCCUCCCUGCAGCCAGGCAGACUCUCUCCUCCUUUGAUGGAGGAGGUGCAGUACACUGCAUUUGCCCCUGUAGACAGCUCAAUGCUCACUACCCUGCACUCCUAUAUGGAUGUUCAGUCUCCAACAUCGCUGGUGUUCCAGCCUCUUCUACCCCAUUCGAUGACACAGCUGCCCAUCAGCCAUGCCUGA